AUGCGGCUGCAGAGCUUCCCGGUCCCCACCGUCCUCCUCCCGCUGCUGCUGCUGCUGCUCGGGCUCUGCAGCGGCACAAGUUUUCCAAGUAACAUCAACAUAGGAGGCCUUUUCCCCACCGGCUCCCAUGAAUACGAGGUUUUUCGUUUUGCCCUGGCGCAACACCAGGAGGUCCCCAAACUGGUGCCACAAGUGGACAUGGUGGACACAGGGAGCAGCUUCGCCAUGACCUACGCCUUCUGCUCCCAGUUCUCAAAGGGCGUGUAUGCCAUCAUGGGCCUGUACGACCGACGGACAGUCAACAUGCUGAUGUCUUUCUGUGGCUCUCUGCACGUCUGCUUUGUCACGCCGUCCUUCCCCGUUCAGACCAACAACCAGUUUGUCCUGCAGCUGCGGCCCCAGCUGCAGGAGCCCCUCAUGGCCCUGCUGGAGCACUUCGACUGGACCAGGUUCGUCUACAUGUACAGCGCUGACUCAGGUCUGUCGGUGCUGCAGAGGAUCUUGGACACGGCGGCUGAGCGGACUUGGCAGGUCACCUCCGUUAACUUGGACACUCUGACAGAAACUGCCUUCAUCAAGCUGCUGACCGACCUGGACUAUAAGAAGGACUUUCAGAUCAUCAUCGACUGUGAGCUGGAACGACUCCACUCUAUCCUCAACCUGAUUGUUGCUCAGAAGAGAAACUUAAAGAACUACCAGUACAUCCUGGCCAAUCUGGGCUUCAUGGACCUCAACAUGACGGAGUUUCAGAAGCUGGGGCCGAACGUGACGGGCUUCCAGCUGGUGAACUGGUCUGAUCCAGCUGUGGAGAAGAUCAAUCAGGAAUGGCUGGACUUUGACAGCAAAGACCUGAAGCUGGCCCGCAGAAUGCUAAAGUACACAGGAGCUCUGACCUACGAUGGCGUCAGUGUCAUGGCGACGGCUUUCCAGAACCUGCGGCGGCAGCGAAUCGACAUCUCUCGCCGGGGCAACGCAGGGGAGUGUCUGGCAAACCCUCCUGCACCAUGGGGGCAGGGCAUCGACAUACAAAGAGCACUGCAACAGGUGCGUCUGGAGGGGCUGACGGGUCGAGUUCAGUUUGAUGAGCGAGGACAUCGCACCAACUACACUCUCACUGUCAUGGAGCUCAGCCACAUCGGACCCAGGAAGAUUGGUUACUGGAACGAGAAGAGAGGCUACGUGAACACAGCCGUUUACAAGCCGGUGUUGGAGGAGUUCCACGGUCUGCAGAACAGAACAUACGUAGUCACCACCAUACUGGAAGCUCCCUACAUGAUGCUGAAGAAGAACCAUGAGCAGUUUGAAGGAAAUGAUAAGUACGAAGGUUACUGUGCUGAACUGGCCGCAGAGAUUGCCAAACACGUCGGCUUUGUCUACCGACUCGAGCUGGUGGGUGACGGCAAGUACGGCGCCAGAGACACUGAAUCAAAGAUGUGGAACGGCAUGGUGGGAGAACUGGUGUACGGGAAGGCCGACGUGGCGGUCGCCCCUCUGACUAUCACUCUGGUGCGAGAGCAGGUGAUCGACUUCACCAAACCCUUCAUGUCUCUGGGAAUCUCUAUCAUGAUCAAGAAACCCACCAAGUCCAAACCGGGCGUCUUCUCCUUCCUCGACCCGCUGGCCUACGAGAUCUGGAUGUGCAUCGUCUUUGCCUACAUCGGAGUGAGCGUGGUGCUCUUCCUGGUGAGUCGUUUCAGUCCUUAUGAAUGGCAGGCCGACGACUCAGAUGAUGAAGAUGAUACUCUGCCCUCAUCUCGACGCGCUCUGCCGACUUCAUCCUCUGAACUCGCUCACUCUCCAGGGUACUCCCAGGCUCAGGUCCAGAACCAGAACCAGCAGAAAGAAAAAGAGACUCUCGAACACACCAAUGACUUUGGGAUCUUUAAUUCUCUUUGGUUCUCACUCGGGGCCUUCAUGCAGCAGGGCUGUGACAUCUCCCCCAGGUAGGACACCUGGACAAACGCACCUGUGUGUCAA
This is a messenger RNA of Micropterus dolomieu (smallmouth bass), 1977 nucleotides long. Its product is annotated as glutamate receptor 1-like. The transcript has 13 exons. NCBI's taxonomy places the organism in Eukaryota, Metazoa, Chordata, Actinopteri, Centrarchiformes, Centrarchidae. The record is from RefSeq and is a predicted model, not a curated record. The coding region runs from base 1 to 1947 and encodes 648 amino acids. Gene Ontology annotation, biological process: synaptic transmission, glutamatergic; modulation of chemical synaptic transmission. Gene Ontology annotation, cellular component: AMPA glutamate receptor complex; plasma membrane; dendritic spine. Gene Ontology annotation, molecular function: AMPA glutamate receptor activity; transmitter-gated monoatomic ion channel activity involved in regulation of postsynaptic membrane potential.